AUGCAGAAGGAGUACAUUGACUUUGGCGAUUUGUCUGCACCUACUGUAGCUUCGUCGAGUGUUCGUAUGUUGGCAGCUCUGGCGUGUGAGCUUGACUUGGAGUUUUGUCACUCCGAUAUCGAUCAGGCCUUUGUGAGGGCCCCUCUCAAGGAAGAUAUUUUUAUGCGAAUGCCGGAAGGAUGUGGUGCGUUGUCGGGGAAGAUAGUGCAGUUGAACAAGAGUCUUUAUGGCUUGAGGCAGGCAUCUAGGGAGUGGUACGCGUUGCUCAAAAAGUGUCUUUUGGCUUUGGGGUUCGAGCAGUGCAUGGCUGAUUCUUGUGUUUUUCGUUUUGUCGAAGGGGGGGAAGUAGUGUUGCUUCUAGAGGUACACGUAGACGACAUUUUUGCAGUGGGGACGAAGGAGAGAUGUGAUCAAUUCGGGAAGGACCUGGGAGAGUACGUGCCGGUGAAGUCUCUGGGGGAGUUGAAGUGGUACUCCGGUUGCUAUUACGAGAGGGACAGAGAGGCAGGUAGGCUGACGAUUUCACAGCAGACAUACACCGAAGAGUUGGGAGAGAGAUAUGGUGUGGAGUGGGGGGGAGGCAUUCCUUUGCCCACCACCUGGAAACUUUGGGACUUCGACGCGGACGAGCCGAGCGUAGAGCACCCGUUUCGAGCGCUGGUUGGGUCGCUGCUGUGGAUUGCCCUGUUGACUAGGCCGGAUAUCGCGAAUUCGGUGAGAGCAGUAGCGAGGUACUCUGGUGCACCGAAGUUGAUUCACUGGAAGGCUGCACUUAGUAUUUUAGGAUAUGCAGUUAGGACUAGUUCUUUCGGAAUUUGUUUUCAGAGAGGGACGGUUUCGGGGUUUACUUUGAUCACGUUUGUCGACGCGGAUUACGCUUCACGUGCGGCAGACCGUAGGUCGGUUUCAGGAGGGGUAGUGAUGUGUGCAGGAGGGGCAAUUGCAUGGUUCUCCAAGGCUCAGAAGUGUGUGACUUUGUCUACCACGCCGGCUGAAUUCGUGGCAGUGGCGGAUAUGGGGAAGGAGAUUUUGUUUUUGAGGCAGGUUUGGCGUUUCAUGUUGCCGAAGGAGUUGCGGCCAUGCAUUCCACUGUAUGAGGAUAACGAAGGUGCUAUACAGAUCGCAAAAUACCCGAUCUCGAAUUCGCGGCCAUGCAUUCCACUGUAUGAGGAUAACGAAGGUGCUAUACAGAUCGCAAAAUACCCGAUCUCGAAUUCGCGGCCAUGCAUUCCACUGUAUGAGGAUAACGAAGGUGCUAUACAGAUCGCAAAAUACCCGAUCUCGAAUUCGCGGCCAUGCAUUCCACUGUAUGAGGAUAACGAAGGUGCUAUACAGAUCGCAAAAUACCCGAUCUCGAAUUCGCGGCCAUGCAUUCCACUGUAUGAGGAUAACGAAGGUGCUAUACAGAUCGCAAAAUACCCGAUCUCGAAUUCGCGGCCAUGCAUUCCACUGUAUGAGGAUAACGAAGGUGCUAUACAGAUCGCAAGAUACCCGAUCUCGAAUUCCAACUCGAAGCACAUCGACGUGCGGCAUCACUUCCUCAGGCAGCUCGUAGAUGAGAAGGAGGUAGAGAUCAUCCACGUAGCGUCGCAGUAUCAGCAUGCCGAUUUCCUCACGAAGGCGCUACAUGAGAGAGAGUUUGUUUUCCACCGGGACUACGUGAUGAAUUUGAAGUGA
Messenger RNA from Ectocarpus sp. CCAP 1310/34, 1677 nucleotides. The record is from the annotation of a GenBank genome assembly. Lineage: Eukaryota; Phaeophyceae; Ectocarpales; Ectocarpaceae.